Messenger RNA from Haemonchus placei, 564 nucleotides. The record is from the annotation of a GenBank genome assembly. NCBI's taxonomy places the organism in Eukaryota, Metazoa, Nematoda, Chromadorea, Rhabditida, Trichostrongylidae.
AUGUUCCGAAGUGUGAUCGGUCGCAUCGUUGCAAGUGCUGCAGGAGUGCAAGUAUGCGCAGCCGGUGUCGCGCUCACAGAUAAGCAGCUCUCCAGAAAGCCCGACUGGUACCAGAAGGAUGUCCAUGCGUUGGAAGAUUCUCUGAAGAAACUUGGUCGCCACGGUUUCAAUACUUCACCAUCUGCUGUGAACGAAUCCUAUGAAACUCUUAAAAAGUAUGCUCACAUUUCUAAUGUCGAAAUACAUUGGCGAAUGGCUCGGGCCCUUCUCGAAAAGUCAUACUUCACCAAAUGCCCCACUGAAAGGGCACAUCUUGUUCAUGAGUAUCAUAGACUGACCACAAGUGGUGGCAAAAAUCAUACAAUUUGUAUUACUUGUCGUCUUCUUGGCCGCUCGAGGGGGCCAUUGAUGUCUCGAAUCGUCACUGUCGCGAGCCAGUGUAAGCUGGUGGAUCCUAAUCGCUCGGUGGAUACAAGGAUAUCAUUCCCAUUGGAGGUCUCACCCGAAAUCCCGACCAUCGCACUGGCGGAGAAUCUGCUGUCAUUUGACAUAACUGGGAAUUAA